GUUACCAAUUGCACCCUCCCGAAGGCGGAAUGGAGAUGGCACCUUGAUGUGACCUCGACCGUGCUCCCUGAGCUCUACGAAAUGCUCUGGUUGUAUCGUAAAUGUCCCAGGACUGUGUCACUGCCAACUUCCACGAAGCUACAGCAGACUGCAUAUGCCUUCAAUCAACUUGAGCACAAGCGGUUUGCAGCAAACCAGUCAUGCUGAGUGGCACGACUUCCGUGAUAAUCUCAUUGGUAUUCACGAUACUCAGCAUCUUAUUCACCUCUGCGCGAAUCUAUACACGAGUGACGGUGAUCAGGCGAUUCGGCAUUGAUGACUACUUGUUGCUCUUCUCAGUUGCUACAACCAUCCGUCCUGACAUCGCUUAUUGUUUGGCAAUCUCAAAAUGGUCUCGGUUUGCGCAUCGACGACUUGACCGAGCAUCAACUCCGCGUUUCGCAGAAGGUAAUUCUUGACUACAAAUGACAAGCCAGGGCACUUCUCAAGAUUGACACCGCUCUAGGCAACAUGGGCCAUCAAGCUCGUCUAUCCACUUGCCGUUAUGUCGGUCCAGAAUGCUUUCCUAUUUCAAUACCGAACGAUAGUCAUCCGCCAAUGGCAGCGGUGGAUUAUACAUACAAUGAUCGCGGUUGUCACUAGCUUCGCAAUUGCCACGACCGUUGUUGCGGCCACCGAAUGCUUGCCCUUGCGAGCACUCUGGCAAACCGCCACCCGAAAUGAGCGAUGUAUCAAUCUUGUAGCAUAUUGGAUGUUUUCAGCCUCUUUCAACACGAUCACUGCGUUGGUUGUUUGGAUGAUCCCCAUUCCGGUGAUCAGGUCGCUCCAUCUGCCGACACGACAGAAACGCUGGCUGAUGUUGGUAUUUCUGCUUGGAAUUUUUACUUGCUUAGCAGCCGGUCUGCGGAUCUGGGUUCUUCAUAUCACCCUUGAACGUACGCGCGCCAAGCUGGGACGAUACCUCGCCCUGGUGGCGACUUGGACUUCGUUGGAGAUCAACAUCGGAAUCAUCUGCGCCUGCUUACCGACAUGCAAACCUAUCGUGGAUCGUAUGUUCCCCAACCUACUACGAGAGCCUGCCAAAGAGCCGGAUUUUCUGAGGAUGGAGCGGUAUAAUCAGAAUGGCGCAGGGCAUACAGCUCCAAAAGUAGAUAAUGACUGUGGCGCUGACCAGACCAUUACCGUCGCCACGUCGUUCAGCUGCCACGACCUUGAAGGAUCAAGAGAUGAGAACGCCAUAUCCGGGGCAUAUUCGUUCGUCUGAGAUGAGGUGGAUUUCCCAGUACCAGCCGAGAGCAACGGCGAGCCCAUGUCAAAAGCGAUGUGACUUGACCGGCAAAAGCCAGGAGUUGGCGGAGGCUGAGGCUGAGACCAAGCUCAAACGCUCAGAGGGUCCAGUUCACUACUAAUUGAGAACGGUGUUGCAAUAAUGACCGGAUUAGUGAUAUUGACGAAUGCCAUGCCACUAUGCGGUGUUAGCCUCACGAAGGUCAUGUGUUUGUGCUGUGGUUUUUGGAUGCCGUGGAUGCCUGAGGCUGAGUCCGAUGGUGAAAUUCAUAUGCUAUUGGACGAGCGGCACAUAGAACCCAAAG
Messenger RNA from Exophiala xenobiotica, 1592 nucleotides. RefSeq lists its product as hypothetical. NCBI's taxonomy places the organism in Eukaryota, Fungi, Ascomycota, Eurotiomycetes, Chaetothyriales, Herpotrichiellaceae. The transcript has 3 exons. The record is from RefSeq and is a predicted model, not a curated record. The coding region runs from base 545 to 1264 and encodes 239 amino acids.